AUGUCCUAUGCUCAGCAACACUUUAAUCGUUUACAGCUGCGCUACCAUGAGGUGGUGCAGCCACCUCAUGGUUUUUAUGCUGCAUCGGCGGCAGUGCAUAACAGUCGCACCCCGGUGCGGCUGCGGGACGUGGUGAUCGGCACACACAACCAGGAGCCGCUCCCACGCGGUGGCAGUGGCGACCCCGCGUCCGAUGCGCAUGACAGCUAUAUGGCAUGCUACCCGCACCCGCAUUCGAUCAUUGGCGCGAGUGCCGCCGCAGCAUGGUGUGAAACAACACCAAGCGUCAGCGGUGCAGGAGUGCCUCGACAGGUCUUCCAACUGCUGCAGCACAACCCCAAGCACGCUUCCCCGCCGCGACUCAAAGCUAGCCAAAAGCGGUUUACCUCUCCUCAUUCGUCUGUCACGACAUCGGAGACAGCGGCGGGACAGCCGCCAGUGCGCCUCUCUCCGCCUCCUCGAGUGCUAGAGGAGACAGUCGACAAGCGAUGCCGUCCCAGUGCGCCAGGUCAUGCUGGUGUGCCGCACGACUCGCUUGCGACCAAGCUCCAUGGAAGUCGACCGCUCUCUGCUGACGCUCAUCGCCGCCCCGGUGAUCGGGCGGAGCACUCAAAGGGCAACUCACUUUCUACCGGUGGGCUCUCUGCGGCCCGACUUUCCACCUCGCAGUUAUCUGCCUCAGCGACAUUCGCCGCGCGUCUGAGCAACAUCAUCGAGACGCGGCAGCAAAUCGAGCUGUUGAUGCAGAGGCAGCGGCAAGACGAAGAAGAACUGAUUCACGCCAUUGCGCAUAUUGACGCGCAGUCGCUAGGCCGCUCGCACCCGCGGCAGUCGCCGCACCCCGGCACCAUGCUCACCGACUCGGUGCUCUCGCCUUGGCGACAGCAGCAGCAGCAGCAGCAGGACGCGGUGGAUCGUCCGUCUUAUGAGCAAGUCCUCAUCGAGCGCGCCGCAGUCUUCGCCGCGCUGCGACGGUUCAAAGAGAAGGGCAACAUCAUUGUUCACAAGCUCUACAACACCGUAAAGGCGCAGCAGGAGCAGGUGCUGGAGCUUGUCGCCACUGUGGAGGCCUUGAAGAAGGCGAACAAGCGGUUCAAGGAUGCCCUCAGCAACGGAGGUGGUGCCGCUGGUGGCAGCCUCGGCAGCGGUGCAGGCGCAGCAGCGACGGCGGGGGGCGUCACACGACUGCCCGACACCGUCGCUGAGCUGCAAGAGAAGGUCAUCACGCAGCGGCGCGUCAUUGAGCAAAUGGACCAACUCAUGCAGAAUGCAGACCGCAUGCUGUUGGCGAUGCGCGCGCGCGUCGAGGCCGCGGAGCAGCGAGCCAGCGGUGCGUCGGCAGAACGCCGGCGGCUUCCGCCGCUGCCGCUCACCCCCGGCAGUGGGACGUCCAACGCUAGCACCCCUCGCCAGGCACCGGUCGGGGGAGACGGCGAUGCCGCCACCGUCUCGGCGCAGCAGCAGCAGUUUCUGUUGGGCCGCAUUGCUCAGCUGUGGCAGGCACUGAAGCAGGAGCAGGCGCAGCGCCUUCACUUGGAGGAGGUCUACGGCGCCACCUCUGAGGAGACGGCACGCAAUGUAGCACUGCUGGAAGAGCGCCUGCAGCGUGUGCAGAACACGCGAGGAGUGAUGUACAACAGCAGCGGCAGCGCCACGAACGCCGCAGCAGUUCAAAUGGAAUUGCAUACUUUGCUGGAAGAGGGCGGGCACGGUAGUGGUGUCUCGGUGGCUGAAGAAAUUCGCCGCAAGAAUAAGGAGCAGCGUACCAUGUUGCCGGCCUCGUCACGCUCGCCCUCGUCCACGCUCGCUCGCACCCUCUUCACGGCCGUGAGCGUCGGGGACGCGGCCGCGGCGGAGGAUUACAAAGCCGAGAAGGAAGAUGAUGCGAAGCAAGCGCCCGACGGGUCGAAACGGCAGCCGUCCAGCGAGCCGGCGGCGGCACAGAACGCGCGGCAACGGCGCGCCUACCUAGGUGGUCCUUGGAGCGCUGCAGACAGCACUAGCGUCGACCUGGCGGCUGAAGAGCAGGACCUUCAGCUCGGCAUUCCAGUGCCGGACGCCUCCCACCUUCGAGACUCGACCUCCCGCUCGUUCCAUUCCUGCUCCUCCGGCGCGAGUCGGCGUCUUGUGGGCUUUCUGCCUGCAAAAGCUGCGGAUGUCAUGAGUUGCACCGUGGACAGUGCCAGUGAUGGGGCGAAUGACAAUGACGAGGGCCACGUCGCGGUGGUGAGGAGCGGCUCGAACGCGCGGGGCCGCGCGGCUGUCAUUGCGACGGCAAACCCAAUGGCGAUCCACUCGUCCUCCUCGCCGCUGCCGGACACGAUCCCUUCGGUAGGAUGA
Messenger RNA from Leishmania major strain Friedlin, 2340 nucleotides. RefSeq lists its product as hypothetical. The transcript has a single exon. The record is from RefSeq and is a predicted model, not a curated record. Bases 1 to 2340 code for a protein of 779 amino acids. Lineage: Eukaryota; Euglenozoa; Kinetoplastea; Trypanosomatida; Trypanosomatidae.